Molecule: messenger RNA, 1314 nt
Organism: Rotaria sordida
Lineage: Eukaryota; Metazoa; Rotifera; Eurotatoria; Philodinida; Philodinidae
Source: the annotation of a GenBank genome assembly
AUGCCAACAAAAGUGAUUCCAUCUCUUCGUACUUUACCUGUCGAACUUCUCUAUCGAAUACUCGAAUAUCUCGAUGUUCAAACAAUUCUUCUAUCACUUCGUAAGGUCUGCACGAAAUUUUAUACGAUUACCGAGAAUUUUGACCGUUAUAAACUUGAUUUAAGUUCAAGUACAAAGCAUGAUUUCCAUUUAAUUUGUCAUCUUAUUCAUCCUGAAAGUGUUAUGUCAAUUAUUGUAUCCGAUGGAGAAAAGACACCUGGUCAAAUAAAAUUAUUUUUUUCUCUUUUUCAAAUUCAACAAUUUAUUCGUCUUCGUUCAUUAACACUUAAUCAUAUCGAUUGUAAAGAUUUAAAUGAAAUUCUUCAUGAUAUUCUUCAUUGUUCACUUUUAUCCUUAUCAUUUCAUACAAGAGGAAAACGAAAUAAAUCAACAUUAAGACUUCUAUCAAUGUUUACUACUAGAUCUAGUCUUCGACAACUUUCUAUCAAUACUCAUGCUCAUCAUGUUGCUGAAAUAUUUAGUUCAAUUCAAUCGAAUCUUCAACAUUUGAAUAUUGGAACAUGUACAUAUGAAGAAUAUCAUAAGAUACUUCGACAUUGUCCUCAUUUACGAACACUUAUCAUUGAUGAUUGUUGGAUGACAGAUAUUGGUGAAACCAAUUCAAUAGGUUCACGAGGAAUAUUCUAUCCUCAAUUAAUUUCAUUGACAUUCAAAGAUACGAACAGAUCAAUGAUACAAUUACAUUUACUUCUUUCAUUUACACCUUCAUUGACUUAUUUGAAAUUAAUUAAUUUUCCAUUUGCACAUAAUUCUCUUAUUGAUGGUUAUCAAUGGGAAAUAUUUAUUAAAAGAAAAUUAUUAUUAUUAAAAAAAUUCGAAUUUCUUUUUCAUCAACAAUUGUUAAGAACAUAUAAUUCUUCAUCUGAUAUCGAAUCACUUCUUUUACCAUUUCGAACAUCAUUUUGGCUUGAAGAAAAACAUUGGUUUGUCAUAUGUGAUUAUAUCAAAAGUUGUCAUCAAACAAAAUUUUAUUCAAUACCAUAUUGUCCUAUCUCAUUUGAUUAUCAUCUUGAUCCAGAUCAUAUUUCAUUAUCUACAUCAAUGAUAAAAACCUAUGAUCCAAUAAUCCUGGAUAAUGUACAUUGUUUAUCAUUAAAUUUGACAGAAUUGAAAAGUAAAGGAAUGAGAAAACUGGUAUGUAGUAAUAAUUUAAUUGUUCAAGUAGAACAAGCUUCUUAUCAUUUCGAGAUCAACAGAAUAGGGAUGUGCGAGACUGGAAAUGAAAUUGGACUUAGAAACUUUUGUCGUGUAUAA